GGAGUCUAGGGGCGUGGGACACAGACAAAGAACAGACACACACACUAACACGAGGAGGGAGCAGAGGACUUUUCUGUACACACAGUGGAUAUUACACUUGUGGAAUAUAAUUCAUACUUGGAGCUUUGCUGGAGGAGGUCUGUGUGUUAGUGUGUAGUAUAGUGUGCCUACAUUAGUGUGUUUUGUAUGAGUGAAUGUGAGAGCAUGUGUGAGUGUGUUCUGUUGUGUGUGUAACAGCCCGGCCCUGGAUGGAAAGGGUUGUCGCUGGCUACUCCGAGGUCUUAGCUCCCAGCCAUGGGGGGCUGCCAGAGUCACCCCUCUGCUGCGGAUACACAAAUAGUACCCCAGCCCUCUGACGUCAACAAACUGGGAGAUAAUAACAAUGAGCGGGUGUUGGAGGAGCGUCCCUAUCUGCAGCAGCAGUAUGUCUCUGAGAGGAUCACACACACUGACAUGACCGCCCUCACCACCCUGCCACCCGGACUGGACCAGGCUGAGUGGCUCGCCAGCAACACGGUAGCGUUCUUUAAGCAUAUUAACCUGUUCUCCAGUGCCCUUUCUGAGUUAUGUACUCCUACCACCUGUCCUACAGCCUGCGGACCAGAUAACACAGUGUAUACAUGGAAAGACGAUCAGGGGAAGAAGUUGAGGUGUUCCGCUCCUCUCUACUUUGACUACACCAUGUCCUACAUCCAAGACCUACUGACAGAUGAAGACGUCUUCCCCACCAGAGCAGGGUCAGUGUUCCCAGCAGGCUUUGUGUUCUUGGUCAAGAAGGUGUUUCUGCUGUUGUUCCGUGUUCUGGCUCAUAUCUACUGGAGACACUACAGAGAGGCCCUGGUUCUGGGACUACACCCCCACCUCAACACGUUGUUCAUACACCUCACACACUUCAGCCUUCAACACGACCUGUUGGAAGCAGAACACACACAACCUCUACAGGACCUGAUCAUUGCUCUGGGACAGCACAGCCUCACCUGACACACACACACAAAUGUACCUUCACAGAUGUACACACACGCAUGUAUGUACACAUGCGCACACACACACACACACACACACACACACACACACACACACACACACACACACACACACACACACACACACACACUCAAUGAAUUUAGAGAGACAGACUCAGCGACUCUGUUGUAUAAACUGUGAGUUAACCUUUUAAUGCAGUGGGCUAAAUCAGGGUCACUUGGUAGUCUUAAGAAAAUCUACUUUGAAACAGAAGUAUACAACUCACACAUGGGCUUAAUAAAGAAGACACCUGUACUAUGUCAGAUAUAGAGUUGAAAUGUAUUCCAUUUUGAGUUUACAUCCCAAUAGACUUUAUAUACUGUACAUCUCAGAAGACUGAAAUAUAACGAAACUGUGUGACGUAGAAACACAAGAUUUUCUGAUUUAAAAAAAAUGAUGUUUAUUAAUUCUAAAAAAACAUAUGAAUAACAUUCUACCAACGAGGCCACUAGGUUGUUUGACUGCAGGAAAGGGUUACGUAAGAAGAGGAUGUGUAUUGCUCUUUAUGCUUUUGCAUGUGAUAUGUAUAAUAGAUAAUAUAUGUUAUGAAGAUGUUCUUGUAUGUUAUUAAAUUGAGGUCAAAUGAA
Messenger RNA from Salmo salar (Atlantic salmon), 1610 nucleotides. RefSeq names its product MOB kinase activator 2. The record is from RefSeq and is a predicted model, not a curated record. NCBI's taxonomy places the organism in Eukaryota, Metazoa, Chordata, Actinopteri, Salmoniformes, Salmonidae.